Aspergillus neoniger CBS 115656 is the source of this 2058-nucleotide messenger RNA. It is a transcript of the gene ish1, whose product is annotated as double-strand break repair enhancer MSC1. Lineage: Eukaryota; Fungi; Ascomycota; Eurotiomycetes; Eurotiales; Aspergillaceae. The record is from RefSeq and is a predicted model, not a curated record. The coding region runs from base 360 to 1943 and encodes 527 amino acids. The transcript has 6 exons.
CACGAAAGUUCCCCCCCGGUCGCAGGCGGUGGGACAAAGGACCGGACAGUGAAUGGAGUCAGCCCAGCAAGCCAGCAAAGCUUACUCAACUGCAAGCUGGGGCACUAACUAUGGGCCACUCUAUCAUCGAUGACGCCAGAAUUGGGGGAAGCUGGCCUGCUCCUCGUCAUACGUCACUCGACGCUCAUCCCGCGCCGCCUCCCUGAUUCUUCUUUUUGACGAGAGAUCGCCAGCUCUGCGACCAAUAAAUAUCUUCAUCCCGGGACGUUGUAGUCUUAAUCUCUGUUGCUUAAGAUCUCACAAUUCACAAUUCAAACAACAACAAUCAACGCUCGAUAUAAUCUCUACCUCUCGCCAGGAUGAAGCUUCAUUUGGCUUCGUAUCUGGUAUUUGCGCUCGCAACCUUUGAGGCGGUUGGAGCUUCCAGCUGGUUUAGCAAGGCUGUUUACAACAAAUGGCAUGAAACCGAGUUAGAAAGAUGGCUUUCUGAUCAUGACAUCCCGUACCCGUCGCCGGCCGAUCGCAAGGAUCUAGAGUCCCUUGUGAAGUCCAACUGGGAAGCUAAAGUCCAAAAGCCCCUGGCUCAUGCUACACAGCACUCUCAUGAUCACUGGCAUGAUGCCAAGGAAUGGCUCUUUGACACAUGGACCGACUCCCAGUUGAAGUCGUUCCUUGACCGUCAUGGUAUUCCUGCUCCCCAGCCUCGCAAGCGUGACACGCUUUUGAAAACUGCUCGCGAAAACUAUGAGUCUAUUGCCACGAAGCUUGGAGAGGCUGUCGCCUACCCUGGUAACUGGGUAUAUGAGCAAUGGACUGAGUCUGAUCUCAAGGAAUGGCUUGAUGAGCGUGGUUGGCCGGUUCCACAGCCCACCACGCGCGACAGGCUUAUUGCAUCGGUCCGCCGUAACGCUCGACUGGCCAGUCUGAAUGCGAAGAGCAUCGCUGCCUCCGCCUCCGCCUCCGCGGAAGCUGCGCAGGCUACUUUGAGCGAUGCCCUGUUCAAGGCUUGGUCCGACUCCGAUCUGAAGAAGUUCCUCGAUGAGCAUGGUGUCAAGGUACCCCAGGGAUCUAGACGCAAUGAACUCAUAGCUCUGGCGAGGAAGCACCGCGCCUCUCUGGUUAGCCAGGCUUCGGAGGCUUCUGCCACCAUCUCGUCCACCGCUACUCAGAUCAUUGGUGCCGCAACCUCCAAAGCUGGUAACGAGUACGAUAAGGCCACAGAUGUUGCUCAGGCCAAGUUCCAAGAUAGCUUCGAUACCGUCAUUGAAGGCUGGUCCGACUCGCGUUUGAAGGCUUUCCUCGAUGCGCGCGGAGUCCCUGUGCCUCAGAGCGGCAAGCGAGACGAGCUCCUUGCUAAGGUGAGGCUCCACAGCCACAAGGCAGCCACUGGCUGGUCUGCUUGGACCUUUGAUACCUGGGACACUGAGCACCUGAAGAAGUACCUAUCCUCCAUGAACGCCAAGGCAGCCCACCGCGCCGACAUCACUCGCGACGAGCUUGUCAAGCAAGCCCAGGAAAACUAUGCCAAAGCAUCCAAGACCGGAGGUGCAAACUUCGCAUCGGCCACCUCCUACAUGGCGCAGGCCACUGAUGCAGCCAAGGGUUCCGCCUUCGACACCUGGACUCAUUCCGACCUCAAGGCUUACCUUGACUCGUACGGCAUCCCGGUCUACCAGGGCUCCGGAAUCAACGAACUUCGCGCCGCUGCUCGCCGCAAUGCCGAAUACUUCCGCUACGGCACCUCGUCCCCUUCGGGAACUAUCUUCGCUAAGAUGCAAGAUGCCGGCCAGUGGCUUCUGGACCAGUUGAAGAUUGGCGCAUCCAGUGGUCGUGCCCAGGGCCAGGAAGCCGCUGAGAAGGCCAAGGCUAAGGGUUCUGAGGCUGCUGAGAAAGCCAAGGCGCAGGGAUCCCAUGCUGCCUCGAGCAUGCGGGUCGAACUGUAAACAGACCAACCCGACUUCUGAUACUUUUUCUUCGAUGUUAUUCAUGUUUACGGGGGGCGUUGUUCAAGGGAUACGACGUUAUGACAUCACAUAAUGACUGCGGGUCUUGAGAGGG